Messenger RNA from Acanthosepion pharaonis, 1542 nucleotides. Lineage: Eukaryota; Metazoa; Mollusca; Cephalopoda; Sepiida; Sepiidae. The record is from the annotation of a GenBank genome assembly.
AUGCUAGAAGCAGGUAAUAAAAAGAUCUAUCUAUCUAUCUAUCUAUCUAUCUAUCUAUCUAUCUAUUAUUGCUCAUAUCUAUCUAUCUAUCUAUCUAUCUAUCUAUCAUUGCUCAUAUCUAUCUAUCGAUCUAUCUAUCUAUCUAUCUUUUUUCCCUUUUCGCUUUCCCCUGAAAUGAUAAUUCCUCUGUCAUCAUUAAAAACUUCACUUCCUACCACCUCGUCAUUCACACCCUACCUACUCGUCAUUCACUUCCUCCCACCUCGUCAUUCACUUCCUCCCACCUCGUCAUUCACUUCCUACCACCUCGUCAUUCACUUCCUCCCACCUCGUCAUUCACUUCCUACCAACUCGUCAUUCACUUCCUCCCACCUCGUCAUUCACUUCCUACCACCUCGUCAUUCACUUCCUCCCACCUCGUCAUUCACUUCCUCCUACCUCGUCAUUCACUUCCUACCACGUCGUCAUUCACUUCCUCCCACCUCGUCAUUCACUUCCUCCCACCUCGUCAUUCACUUCCUCCCACCUCGUCAUUCACUUCCUACCAACUCGUCAUUCACUUCCUCCCACCUCGUCAUUCACUUCCUCCCACCUCGUCAUUCACUUCCUACCAACUCGUCAUUCACUUCCUACCACCUCGUCAUUCACUUCCUACCACCUCGUCAUUCACUUCCUCCCACCUCGUCAUUCACUUCCUACCACCUCGUCAUUCACUUCCUCCCACCUCGUCAUUCACUUCCUACCAACACGUCAUUCACUUCCUCCCACCUCGUCAUUCACUUCCUCCCACCUCGUCAUUCACUUCCUACCAACUCGUCAUUCACUUCCUCCCACCUCGUCAUUCACUUCCUCCCACCUCGUCAUUCACUUCCUACCACCUCGUCAUUCACUUCCUACCAACACGUCAUUCACUUCCUACCACCUCGUCAUUCACUUCCUCCCACCUCGUCAUUCACUUCCUCCCACCUCGUCAUUCACUUCCUACCAACACGUCAUUCACUUCCUCCCACCUCGUCAUUCACUUCCUCCCACCUCGUCAUUCACUUCCUCCCACCUCGUCAUUCACUUCCUACCAACUCGUCAUUCACUUCCUCCCACCUCGUCAUUCACUUCCUACCACCUCGUCAUUCACUUCCUCCCACCUCGUCAUUCACUUCCUACCACCUCGUCAUUCACUUCCUCCCACCUCGUCAUUCACUUCCUACCAACACGUCAUUCACUUCCUCCCACCUCGUCAUUCACUUCCUCCCACCUCGUCAUUCACUUCCUACCACCUCGUCAUUCACUUCCUCCCACCUCGUCAUUCACUUCCUCCCACCUCGUCAUUCACUUCCUCCCACCUCGUCAUUCACUUCCUCCCACCUCGUCAUUCACUCAUACCACCUCGUCAUUCACUUCCUACCACCUCGUCAUUCACUCAUACCAACUCGUCAUUCACUUCCUACCACCUCGUCAUUCACUUCCUACAACCUCGGACAGAAUGGAGUAUCUGUGCGCGUUGUUAUACACGCACUCAUUUAUAAUAUCUAUCCGUAUUUGUAA